CUUUUCCUACAGCUUGUCCAGUUGCCCUACAUGAGAAGUGGAAAAACCGGUUCUGUGGUUAAUAGAUGUACUUCCUUUGUGCUCACCACCACUUUCUCGGUCUCCUUUGCCGCAACCACUGUUGCUGCCUGGGCCUAAACUCACCUCAGCCUGAGCUUACUUUGCCUUGCCUAUGCGCCUCCACCCCAAAGAGGCUGGCUCCUCUUUCUCUUUGCAGCUAUCUCUUUUUUCUUCAAAAGGAGUGGAGAAACCUAAUUCUCUUUUCUAACUUAGUGGUGGGCAUGCAGGUAUAGAGGAAGCAACCUUUGCCUAGACUGCUCCAAAGCAGCAGAAAAGACCAUGGCUGGGAACACUGAAAGCAAUGUGAAAGCCCUCCAGGAAAUCUGGAGGAGAGAAGAAAAUGCCUUGUGUGCAGACUGUGAAAAACCCGAUCCUGACUGGGCCUCUUGUACUCUGGGUAUCUUUCUCUGCUUUGACUGUGCAGAGAUUCAUCGCAACCUCAUUAGCAUCAGCAAAAUUAAGUCAAUAAGGAUGGACUGCUGGGAGGAAGACCAGAUAGAGUUUUUGGCACAGCAUGGGAAUGCAAAGGCUAAAGAAAAAUACGAGGCCCUUGUUCCAUCCUACUAUUACCACCCAGUGCAUACCGACUGUCUAGUCCUGAGAGAGCAGUGGAUACAAGCCAAAUAUGAACGGAAAGAAUUCAUGAAACCAAGAGAAAAGCCACCAUAUUUUAAUGGGGUGAAGGAAGGGAUCCUAUGGAAACGAGGCCGGGACAAUGGACAGUAUCUGCCACGCAGGUUUCUAUUGUCGGAGAGAGAAGGAUGUCUCAAGUAUUUCAUCAGGCAGGAUGGAAAAGAACCUAAAGUAUCAAUUAAAAUUGACACUAUCAAUGCCGUGUUCCAGCCUGAAAAGAUAGGGAACCCCAAUGGCCUGCAGAUCACCUAUCUUAAAGAUAACAAGACACGCAACAUCUUCCUUUACCAUGAGGAUGGGAAGGAAAUAGUGGACUGGUUCAAUGCAAUCCGUGCUGUACAGUUCCACUAUCUGAAGGUGGCUUUUCCUGUUGCCAGUGACCAAGAGCUAAGAAACCGGCUGACACGGAAUUUCUUAAAAGAAGGAUAUAUGGAAAAGACUGGGCCAAAGCAGAAGGAGGCUUUCAAGAAACGCUGGUUCACUCUGGACCAUAGGAGACUGAUGUACUUCAAAGAUCCUUUGGAUGCUUUUGCUAAAGGUGAAGUUUUCGUGGGCAGCAGGGAACAUGGGUACAGCAUCACAAAAGGCCUGCCAGCUGGCACACAGGGCAAUUUCACUUGGCAAUAUGGCAUCACCAUCAUCACACCUGACCGUGAUUACCUCUUUACCUGUGAGAAAGAGAGGGAGCAGCAAGAGUGGAUGACUGCCUUCCAGCACAUUAUAGAACAACCCAUGACUCCCCAGGAGUAUGCAAUUGAAGCCUAUUUCAAGCUUAAGCCAUAACAUUUCUGAAGGACUGAGAACCUGCUGCUAUCCUACUUAGUUUACCCUUUUGGGGAAAACACAGGAGAGAAAAGAAAACAUUCUUCAUCAAAUGAAUUGCAGUGCUAUAUUCCAUGUUUCCUCAUGGUCGGGAACAUGCUUUUUUGAAAUCUCUGAAGCACAACUCUUUAAAGUCUUCUGUGUACCUUCUCAAUCUUCUUUAUUGGGUGAAUGUAUUUAAAAACGAACUACUGUAUAUCUACUCUGAGCACUUGUUGUUUAGCUGCAGUAAGCAGCUCUUUAACAUCAGCAUGUUCUGUUAUUUGGACUGGCAAAGAAAAUAGAUGCAAAGAUGGGGAAACCAUGGGCCUUGGCACUAUUACAGGUCUGUGUACAGCCCCUCCAAAGACUGACAUGUUUAUUUCCUGUUAGGAAGAGUAUGCUGGUUGUUCUUCUCCAUUGCUCACUACUGCUUGUGGUUGAUUGGUUGCUGGCUAUUAAAAGCGUCAAAGCUGGAUGCAGUAAUCUAUUCAAUGUGAUGACUAUGUGUGGUGCCUAAGAGAUGC
This is a messenger RNA of Sceloporus undulatus (fence lizard), 2021 nucleotides long. RefSeq names its product arf-GAP with dual PH domain-containing protein 1-like. Gene Ontology annotation, molecular function: GTPase activator activity; phosphatidylinositol bisphosphate binding. Bases 340 to 1476 code for a protein of 378 amino acids. The transcript is spliced from 11 exons. Gene Ontology annotation, cellular component: intracellular membrane-bounded organelle; plasma membrane. Gene Ontology annotation, biological process: positive regulation of GTPase activity. NCBI's taxonomy places the organism in Eukaryota, Metazoa, Chordata, Lepidosauria, Squamata, Phrynosomatidae. The record is from RefSeq and is a predicted model, not a curated record.